Triticum turgidum subsp. durum (durum wheat) is the source of this 1356-nucleotide messenger RNA. Lineage: Eukaryota; Viridiplantae; Streptophyta; Magnoliopsida; Poales; Poaceae. The record is from the annotation of a GenBank genome assembly.
AUGUCUAGUGACAGAAUGUUAAUUCAAGAUGCAAUUGGAGAAAAGGUGGGCAAGUUUCUCCAUCUGGUAUCAACAUUUCUGGGUGGAUUUAUCAUCGCAUUUACAAGAGGCUGGCUUCUGUCCCUUGUUAUGUUGUCAAGUAUUCCUCCUGUUGUAGCAGCUGCUGCAGUCAUGUCACUUGUUCUAUCAAAGUUAUCAAACCGUUCCCAGAUGGCCUAUGCUGAAGCGGGGAAAGUGUUUGAACAAACAAUAGGAUCAAUCAGAACGGUGAUAUCUUUCACCGGUGAGAGCAGAGCAAUUAAUGAAUACAAAGAGCAUUUGAAAAUAUCAUACAAGUCAGCAGUCCACCAGGGUAUUGCCGGGGUCCUUGGAGUUGGUUCACUUCUGCUUAUUGUUUUCUGCAGCUAUGGAUUUGCUGUAUGGUAUGGUGCAAAGCUGAUUAUUGAAAAGGGAUAUACUGGUGGCUAUAUCAUUAAUGUGUUGAUGGCCAUCAUGACUGGUGCAAUGGCUCUUGGCCAGUCUUCUCCAUGCUUAAGUGCUUUUGCAUCUGGACAGAUUGCGGCUCACAAAAUGUUUGCAACCAUUUAUAGAAAACCUGAGAUUGACGCGAGUGGCCUUAUAUUGGAGAACUUUGUUGGAAAUGUUGAGUUGAAAGAUGUCCAUUUCAGUUACCCUGCACGGCCUGAGCAACUUAUCUUCAACGGCUUCUCUAUAAGCAUUCCAACUGGCAUGACGGUGGCACUGGUUGGGGAGAGUGGAAGCGGGAAAUCUACUGUAAUUGGCUUGGUAGAGAGAUUCUAUGAUCCACAAUCAGGUGAAAUUUUUUUGGAUGGAGUUAAUCUGAAACAGCUGAACCUUAGCUGGGUAAGACAGAAAAUAGAGCUUGUUAGCCAAGAACCUAUUCUUUUCACAACUACUAUACGAGAAAACAUAGAAUAUGGAAAGAAGGGUGCGACAGAGGAAGAAAUUAGGAGAUCAACUGUGCUUGCUAAUGCUGCAAAGUUCAUUGACAAGUUACCAAAUGGACUGGGUACAAUGGUUGGUGAGCAUGGAACACAACUAUCUGGUGGACAGAAACAAAGAAUUGCAAUCGCAAGAGCAAUUUUGAAGAAACCCAUACUUCUUGAUGAAGCUACAAGCGCACUUGAUGCCGAGUCUGAGCGUGUAGUUCAAGAUGCACUAAAUAAUAUCAUGGUGAACAGAACCACAAUAGUUGUAGCACAUCGCCUGAGCACUGUAAAAAAUGCUGAUACAAUAUCAGUGCUACAUCGUGGACAGCUUGUGGAGCAAGGGCCACAUGGUGAUAAAGGAUCCCGAUGGAGCCUACUCCCAACUUUUACGGCUGCAAGAGGUUAA